This is a messenger RNA of Triticum turgidum subsp. durum (durum wheat), 477 nucleotides long. The record is from the annotation of a GenBank genome assembly. NCBI's taxonomy places the organism in Eukaryota, Viridiplantae, Streptophyta, Magnoliopsida, Poales, Poaceae.
AUGACAAGUUUCAAACUAGUAAAGUAUAUCCCUAGGAUAAAGAAGAAGAAAAGUGGGCUAAGGAAACUCGCAAGGAAAGUUCCAACCGAUCGUCUACUUAAGUUCGAGAGAGUUUUCAAAGCACAAAAACUUAUCCCUAUGUCUGUUUUCAAAGCACAAAGAGUUCUUGACGAGAUUCGUUGGCGUUACUACGAGCAAACUGUUAUGAUAAUGAACCUCAUGCCCUAUCGAGCAUCUUAUCCCAUCUUAAAGUUGGUUUAUUCGGCAGCCGCAAAUGCUACUCAUUAUAGGGAUUUUGACAAAGCGAAUUUAUUUAUUACUGAAGCCGAAGUCAGUAGGAGUACUAUUAUGAAGAAUUUCUUCAGACCUCAAGCUCGAGGACGUAGUUUCCCCAUAAAAAAGCAUGUGUCAUAUAACAAUUGUACUAAAUAUAGUAAAGAAAUCUCCCAAAAGAACCAGAUUUUGCAAACAACAUAG